AUGUGGAAUGAUGAAGACAAUAAUCCAUACGGCACCAGCUUCGAGCGCCGAGAUUCAAUAACUUCUUCAAAUGCUGUCCCGAAUUCACCUGGAUCUCGUGCUGAGUCUGAUGCUGACUCCGAGGGCUGGGAUAUCAUAGAACAUGAUUUUGGUGGACCACGCACUCCUUCCACCAUCAGCGAAAACCAAGAUAAUGUACCAGAGCAGCGCAAUCUAAGUUAUGAUCCGAGUGAGGCAGGAAGUGAUGAGGAUUAUGGCGAAGCCUCUCAGGCUACAAGAAGGCAAAAGAAAGGGGGGUACGAUAGUCGCAUUGAACAAAUUCUUUACGAGAAUCCGGAUCUCCCUAUUCUGAUUGUUGAUGCCGGGAAGAGUUCUGAGAGUGGUGGGAAAUAUAUUGUGUAUACGAUAAGAACCGGGGAUCUUGAAGUCCGUCGUCGCUAUUCCGAGUUUGCCUCUUUAAGAGAUGCCCUCUCCAGGUUGCAUCCUACUUUGAUCAUUCCACCUAUUCCAGAAAAGCAUACCAUAGCAGAUUAUGCGGCGAACCCAACCAAAGCAAAGGUGGAUCAACAAAUGAUAGAUCUUCGAAAGCGCAUGUUGGCUGUCUUCUUGAACAGAUGUAGGAGAAUGGAUGAGGUACGGAAUGAUGGGGUUUGGUGGAGAUUUCUGGAUCCAAACGCAAGUUGGAACGAAGUAUUACAUUCCCAUCCUAUCGCAUCAAUUCCAAAAUCCAAUAUGAAAGCCCCACCACUCGACCCCGCCAACCCCACACCAGCUCACGCAUUCCUACCUGUGCCUGCAUCCUCUGCGAAACUCAAGGCAGCUUCUACAUCUACUACAAAUGCUCAAGGUAUGAUAGCACAACCUUCUGGGUAUGCCGCCAGUCCUUCCACCGCAGCGCAUUCUACAGCCGGACCGCAAGUCUUUGGCAGAAUCCCUCCGGAAAGUGCGAAUUUGAGUGAACAGGAUUUGGAUCCAUACUUCAUAAGCUUUGAAUCUUCUACGAAGGACUUGGAAGCGUUGUUGACCGGACCCAUUGAACGAGUGAACCGGAGGACAUUGACCCAUUUGUCUUCGUUGUCGACCGAUUUGGCGGAACUUGGCGCUAGAUACAAUGGGUUUUCGCUCUCGGAGCCAUCGGCAUCUCUUGCAGCUGCUAUCGAAAGAGUUGGUCAAGCUGUUGAUUCCUCUUACAUUGCGACCGAGGAACUCUCUGCUUCCUUAGGUGCAACCUUUGCCGAACCAAUGCGCGAGAGUGCACAAUUUGCCGGUGUAGUGCGAAGUGUUUUGAGAUAUCGCGUUUUGAAGAGGGUUCAGCAAGAGAUGACUAACGAGGACCUGGCUAAGAAGAAAGCUCUUCUAGAGCAGUUGGAAAGGAGCGAAGCUGAAGCAAAGAGAAUCGACCAAUAUCUAACCAAUAGUGGAACUGGCAAUGUACCACGGCGGUCAAAUUCGUCUGCAAGAGAACCGCCACAGGUAAGACGUGAAUCGCCGCAUGAUGAUACGGCAUCAAUUGACUCCGAUUUUCCUCCAACUCACGGCGAAACUCCAUCUGCUUCUCAAGGAAUCCCUCAACAGGAAGAAAUUCCUCCUACUCAUCGAAAAAGUUCCAGUGGAAAUUUCAUCACAAACAAGAUCUUUGGACGUAUAAGUCAUGCAGUUCAUGGCGUUGUUGAUGCUGACCCGGAGCGAACACGGAGGGAUCAGAUUAGCAAGACUAGAGAGGCCAUUUCACAUUUGGAGCAAGCACAACUUGCGUCCGCACAAGAUGUUAAGGAUGCAAGUGCAGGUGUUCUUAAGGAUUUGCAGAGGUUUCAAAAAGAGAAAGAAGAUGAUUUGAAGAGAUAUAUGCUUGCAUACGCGAGAGCUCAAAUUGAAUGGGCUAAAAAAAAUAAGGAAACUUGGGAGGAAGCCAAACUCGAAGUGGAGAAGAUAGAUGACAAUUAA
Messenger RNA from Botrytis fragariae, 1944 nucleotides. Its product is annotated as putative sorting nexin-41 protein. The transcript has 5 exons. The record is from RefSeq and is a predicted model, not a curated record. NCBI's taxonomy places the organism in Eukaryota, Fungi, Ascomycota, Leotiomycetes, Helotiales, Sclerotiniaceae. Gene Ontology annotation, molecular function: phosphatidylinositol binding. Gene Ontology annotation, biological process: retrograde transport, endosome to Golgi. Bases 1 to 1944 code for a protein of 647 amino acids.